AUGUCUGAGAAGAACAUUGUGGUGAUAGGCGCGGGAGUUGCUGGUCUGACUACCGCGCUUCUUUUAUCGCGAAUUCCCGGAUACAAAAUUAUGGUUCUUGCCAAGCAUAUGCCUGGGGACUAUGAUAUUGAAUACGCAUCCCCUUGGGCUGGCGCAAAUUAUAUGCCUGUCUCCAUUCGAAACACUCCUGCGGCCGAAUGGGACAGACAAACAUGGGUGGCCUUCGACUAUCUUGUGAGGAACCACCCCGAUGCCGGUGUACAUUUUCAAGAAUGUCAGAUUCACAGCCGUGCGAAAGACCAGGGCUCUGCGACUGCGAACUGGUUCGCUGAGCUUCUUUCACCCACUCCUUGGUUCAAGGAUGUUGUCCCUGAUUUCCGUACACUACCCAAAGAAGACCUCCGACCCGGUUUCGAUUCCGCGACAAGUUUCACAUCGGUGUGCAUCAACACGGCAAUCUACCUUCCUUGGUUAGUAUCGCAGUGCUUGAAGAACGGAGUGCAGUUCAAGCGGGCUGUACUAGAUCAUAUUUUAGAUGCUACUCGCCAGCCAACAAUACCGGGAAAGAUUGACCUGGUUGUGAACUGCACCGGCCUGAUGGCUUCGCAGCUGGGAGGAGUCGAGGAUAAAACAGUUGUUCCGGCACGGGGACAAAUUGUAGUUGUUCGGAACGACGCCGGCAAGAUGAUCGAUGUUUCGGGCACCGAUGAUGGAGAAACAGAAGCAUGCUACGUGAUGACGCGUGCUGCAGGUGGCGGAACCAUCCUCGGGGGGUCAUAUCAGCUGGGAAGCUGGGAUCCCCAGGUUGAUCCAAACUUAGCCGUUAGGAUCAUGAAGAGGGCGGUGGGAAUGUGUCCGCAGCUUACUGGUGGGGAAGGGAUUGAAAAGCUCGAUGUUAUUCGCCAUGCUGUCGGACUGCGACCUGUGCGAGCUGGGGGUACGCGGAUUGAAAAGGAGCGGAUUGGCGAUACGUGGGUGGUUCAUAACUAUGGUGCUGGCGGUGCAGGAUAUCAAUCCUCGUAUGGAUGUGCCCAAGAUGCCGUUAAGUUGGUUAUCGAUGCACUGGAAACACGCGCUAGAUUGUAA
Molecule: messenger RNA, 1086 nt
Organism: Aspergillus steynii IBT 23096
Lineage: Eukaryota; Fungi; Ascomycota; Eurotiomycetes; Eurotiales; Aspergillaceae
Product: FAD-dependent oxidoreductase
Exons: 5
Coding region: 1-1086 (361 amino acids)
Molecular function (GO): FAD binding; D-amino-acid oxidase activity
Source: RefSeq, a predicted model, not a curated record